Messenger RNA from Fusarium redolens, 855 nucleotides. RefSeq lists its product as uncharacterized. The coding region runs from base 1 to 855 and encodes 284 amino acids. The transcript is spliced from 2 exons. The record is from RefSeq and is a predicted model, not a curated record. NCBI's taxonomy places the organism in Eukaryota, Fungi, Ascomycota, Sordariomycetes, Hypocreales, Nectriaceae.
AUGGAAACUAUCUCACUUGAAAUAGCUUCAGAGACUUUGCUAUCUUUAUCGCGUGUUCACAACUCUUCACUCACCGACCUCCACAUCAUCAGAGUUGCACGCCAAACUCACACCGCAAAAAUGCCUUCCAUUUCCCACAUGAUCACAAUGCUGGCUUAUCUCGCUUCUGCUGCGAGUGCCCUGCCCGCUAAUAUCGCUCGCCAACAUACCAGUGAAUGCGCAACUGGUACGUGGUACUACUCUUGUGACACCAACGUCGGCUGUUUCGACCACGAUCCUUGUGUCAAACCCACUCCCGUUUCUGGCAAAACUCCCGACAAGACGAAGGACAAACCCACGACUACAACCUCCUCUUCUUCGAUCAAGACCAUUGUCCCCGCUGCCCUGUACGACAUCUACCCUGAGCAUCCUGGUGAAUCUAGUGGUCCGGUCAACGGCAUUCAUCUCGAGACGUGGAAGGACAAGUCUCAGGUUGAGCAAGUGAUCGUUUUUGAGGGCAUCCCCUCAGGUGCAAAGAACUGUGACCUGUCCUGGCGUCAGGGACCUCGCUACUCUCGAAGGUUCCUUGUCAAGAACAGUGAUGCACAAGCUGAUGCACGACCCCUGUCUGGUUUGCCCGACAGAGGUGGGGAUGUAACAUACAACUCAAUCAAGCCCUUCGAUGAUCAGAAGUCAAUCGGCGGCCCCAACUUCUCCUUCUGGGAUGACCGUGAGGAAGACAACCACAUUGUCGGGGGUGUCGACUGCGCUGAAACUCUUUCAUUCAUCAUUGGGCUCCGAAAUCCUAAGGGUGACUCACAGGUCUACCUUGAGCAAGAUGGACACGAGAAUGGCUGGACUCUUACCUACCACUAA